Molecule: messenger RNA, 1590 nt
Organism: Symbiodinium sp. CCMP2592
Lineage: Eukaryota; Dinophyceae; Suessiales; Symbiodiniaceae
Source: the annotation of a GenBank genome assembly
AUGUCUUCUGAUGGGCGGUUGACUGCUGGCAGCACCUCCAGCUCCAAUAGUAGCUCGUCUUCGGACUCAUCUGCGGCCCCGGACUCCUGCGACGAAAGCUCUGAAGUCUCUGAAGUGAGCCUUGCCGCGCAUGAUGAUGUUUUUGCUGCGGAGCAGAGCAGUUCUGAGGAGGCUGACGGCCCUGUGGAUCACAAAUCAAGCCGCUUGGCAAAGAAGUUGGAAGGAGCUUUGUUUUCGGAGAAACUUGUUGCUGUGUCGGGCCGCGUAGUUUGUGUCAGGUACGCAGGAAGCACAGUGCACUUCUGGACGUUUCCUCACUCGAACAAGCCAGAUGCCAUUACUGCCACGGAUCAUGGCAAGAAAUGCUUGGGCAAGGCUCUGAAGCAGGUGUACGGUGCAGAUUCCAUUGCGUACUACUGCGUUGUGGCAGAGCAGCAUGCCAGCUCUUCACGAAGAUGGGAGAGAACAUGGCAUUGGCAUGCAGUGCUAAAGCUGAGUCGUCGUGUGAAGUGGAAAGCUGUGGCCAAGAACUUGCGGGAGCGUGGCUUUUAUGGCCGCCUGGCUUUGCCACAGUUCCAUGCUGAUAUAUGGCGCAUUCUUCGCUAUGUACUUUGUCCGAGCUUCAAGAAAAGCCAUUCUGAACUCGAUGGCGAUCCUUACUUCUCUUCGACCUUCCCCUUGGAACAGAUGGAAAGCAAGAUGCGUAAGUAUUCGAGUGCUUCUUUCCGGCCAAGUGACAUGUUCAAUGCGCUUCGGAACUUGCGUCCACGGUUGACUUCGUACCAGGAGCUCAUAGAAUGGGCUGAGCAGCAGCGUCAGCGUGGCAAUGGCAAGUUCCAGGAGUUCAUGGCGCGGCAGGGGCCGAAGAUGCAGCCCCUGUUCUUAUCCUGGCAGAUGAUGUUGACAGAGACAACCACGCCCAAACAACGCGAGGAGCGUCUGCGGCUUUGGGCAGCUGCCAGUCAAGAGGCUUGUGUGUGCUAUGAGCCCUCCAGGUUGCGCGAAGCUUUGGACAACUUGUUGGAGCAUCAUGGAAAGAGCAUUGAUUCUGAGCUAGUGGACUUCGAGGAAGCUCUUGCGCGGACUUGCCCUUUGGAGAGCUCGGAGGCUGUUGGCCGGAAGCGGAAAGCCGAGCAUCCACUGGCUUCGACUCCGUCCGAAGCGGCCCCUCCAGUGGCUUCGGAACCAGCUGUGCAUGCGGCGCGACCGCCCUCUCUGCCUCAUUCGUGGUCUGCGGAGUUCGGAGAGCAUCCGACAUCGACGCUUGCGCAGCCGUGGACUCCGCCGGGGUCGCCGGCGGAAGCUUCGUUUGGGGAGUCCUGGCCUGCGUGGACACCGCCGCGGACAGCAGCACCGCUUGAACAUUUGGACGAGGAGCUUGCGCAGCCGUGGACACCGCUAGGCCCACCUCCUACAUCGCCAGAAAAUUCUCGGCUCUUGUCGCCUCAUUGGGAAACGCCGCCGGAGAUCCACGCAGCUUUCCGAUCUCAGAGUGCUCAAGCCGUCUCCAGUUCGCAGAGCGACGCAUUGUCAUCGCCAGUGUGGCGAACACCGCCGGAGAUUCUAGAAGCUUUCAGACAGGGCUUGUAA